Messenger RNA from Uloborus diversus, 1407 nucleotides. Its product is annotated as vitamin D 25-hydroxylase-like. NCBI's taxonomy places the organism in Eukaryota, Metazoa, Arthropoda, Arachnida, Araneae, Uloboridae. The record is from RefSeq and is a predicted model, not a curated record. Gene Ontology annotation, molecular function: iron ion binding; heme binding; oxidoreductase activity, acting on paired donors, with incorporation or reduction of molecular oxygen.
AUGUAUUCUUGGAUAGGAUCAAUUAUCGUAAUUUUUGUUUCUGUGAUAUUGGUCAAGCACUUUCGAAGGUCAAAGUACAAAAAUUUUCCGCCAGGUCCAAUUGGUUUGCCAAUUUUAGGAUAUUUGCCGUUUCUAGGAUCAGAGCCGUUCAGAACUUUACACGAGCUUCGAAGAAAGAAUGGAAAUGUGUUUAGUUUAUACCUCGGACAAACUUAUGUGGUAGUGCUGGGAGAUUACAUUGCUGUGAAGGAAGCUUUCAGUCUGUCUUCAACUACUGAUCGACCGGAGAAGAUUUUCGACUUUUUACCAGAUGGAGUAGGGUUCUCCAGCGUAAACGGCGAAGAGUGGGUUGAGCAGCGACGUUAUUGUGUGCGUGCCAUGAGAGACCUGGGAUUGGGGCGAAGUAAUUGGGAACGAUCUGUCCAGUGCAAACUGUUAAGUUCCAGCGUUUCCAACAACAUUUCUUCUCUUCUCUUUGUGCGCCUGCCUGUUGGUGAUCCGACCAGAGAUCGUAUGGACCAAGGCAUCAACGUAGUGUCACGGUUCUUCAGUCAAUCCGGGCUUCGGCUCUACUUCCCUUUUCUCGUUGAUGUUUUGGUGAAGCUUGGAAUCACCGAAUAUGCAAGGAUUCACCAAAAACUCGUGGAUUUCAAUCGUUUCAUUAGGGAAGAAGUACAACAACGUAAAACUGUUACUAAGAAUGAGGAUCUUGACAUUUUUAUCGAUGGUUAUAUACAGGAGAUGGAAAAAUGCAAAAGCAUUCCAGGAAGCACUUUUAACGAUAAAAACUUAUGUGGAAAUGUUCAAGCUUUGCUCGUUGGCGGUAGCGACACUACGAGGACCUCCAUCAAUUGGCUUCUUUUAGCAAUGGUCAGUUUCCAACACAUUCAGAUGCAAGUCCACGCAGAGCUAGACACCGUUCUGGGAAAGGAAGGCAAAAUCACGUGGUCGGAGCGAGCAAGAGUGCCCUACACGUUCGCCGCCAUCAUGGAAGGACAAAGAUGGAAGACAGUGGCUCCAAUUAACACGUCAAGAAUUGCAAUGGAUGACAUAAGGAUAUGCGGGUACGACAUCCCAAAAGGCACGACGAUAAUUGCAAACAACUGGGGACUGCACAACGAUACAAAAUAUUGGAAAGAUCCAGAAGUGUUUGAUCCAAAACGCUUUCUGACUGAAGAUGGUAAAACAAUUAAAAUUAAGCCAGAGAGUUAUGUUCCAUUUUCCUUCGGUAAACGGAACUGCCCCGGAGAGACAGUAGCCUUGAUGGAAAUACUCCUCUAUUUUGCAACCCUAAUGCAAAAGUUUGAGGUGUUACCUCCACAUGGAUCAAGACCAAAGAUGGAUGCUAUUCUCGGACUGACUUAUCAAGCAGUCGAACAAAAACUGCGCUUUAUUCCCAGACAAUAA